CAUACAAAAAAAUAUUCCAUUCAGGCACAAUACUACGGCGAAAUCGGUAUCGGAACACCACCCCAAAAAUUCAACGUCAUUUUCGACACUGGAUCUUCUAACCUUUGGGUUCCUUCGAAGCGCUGCAGUUAUACAAGCUGGGCCUGUUGGCUUCACAACAAAUACAAUUAUGCAGCUUCCUCCACUUAUGUGCCCAACGGAACCGUCUUCGACAUUCAGUAUGGCACCGGCAGCGUAUCGGGCUUCAUCAGCGUUGAUACAUUCGAGAUUGGUGGGGUCAAUGUGAAACAGCAACCGUUUGGUGAAGCAAUCAAGGAACCCGGUAUCGUUUUUGUGUUUGCCAAAUUCGAUGGCAUUCUUGGAAUGGGGUUCAGAAGCAUUUCAGUUGGUGGCGCGAUAACGGUGUUCGAAAAUAUGGUUAAUCAAGGUCUUUUGCCCGAGCCUGUAUUCUCUUUCUACCUUAACCGAAACGCUUCCGAUCCUGUCGGUGGUGAGCUUCUUCUGGGAGGUAUUGAUCCGAAGUACUAUACAGGAGAAAUCACGUAUGUUCCUGUCACUCACGAAGCAUAUUGGCAGUUCAAAGUCGAUAAAAUGGAAUUUCCUGGCGUCUCAAUCUGUGCUGAUGGAUGCCAAGCUAUUGCGGAUACAGGAACAUCACUAAUUGCUGGACCCAAAAAAGAGGUAGAGGCGCUCAAUGAACAAAUGGGUGGCACUUGGAUCCCUGGGGGUACCUACAUAAUAAACUGUGACAGGAUGAGUAGCCUAUCGCCGGUAACAUUUCACAUAGGUGGUCGAAAAAUGGUUCUGGAGCCGGAAGAUUACAUCAUGAAAAUGAGCAAUAUGGGGAAAACGGUGUGCAUCUCGGGCUUCAUUGGUAUGGACAUUCCUGCUGGACCGUUAUGGAUUUUGGGCGAUACGUUUAUUGGAAAAUACUACACAGUAUUCGAUCUGGGUAAAAAACGCCUUGGCUUUGCCACAACGAAGACUCAGUCCACCAGAGAGUUACCAUUGUCUGUGCCAAUGGUACGACUCCAACCAUCUGUUCGUCGUCACGAAUCCGCCACAGGUCUGCCGAAAAACCUUCUUACUUUCUGGCACCUAUUGAAUUAA
Echinostoma caproni is the source of this 1110-nucleotide messenger RNA. NCBI's taxonomy places the organism in Eukaryota, Metazoa, Platyhelminthes, Trematoda, Plagiorchiida, Echinostomatidae. The record is from the annotation of a GenBank genome assembly.